AUGUCACGGCCAGUCUGCCGGUACUGGCAGCAGGGCAACUGCAAGUUUGGAAGGGCCGCCGGUGGCUCUGGCAGUGGAGGAGCAGGUGGCGGCAAUACAAACCGCAACAACUACAAAUUCCACUCUGAACUCCCGUAUAGCCUCGAUAAAGACGUGCUACGAAAAGACUUGACGGAAGACAAGCCGCUAUGGAUCCUAUCAUCGUAUGCGCCGGGCAGGAAUGCGCCCGGGCAGCUAUUUGGCGGAUACCCUCGCGAGCAGAGCUUCGAGGAGGUUAGACUGCAUUAUGAGAUGGGAAGAGCUGCAGGCAAUGAGAGGGGCGCACUCCAAGAGAUCGAAGCCCUGUACAACACCGCACAGCAGCAGAACCAAGGUGCACUGAACAACCUCGACGGAGCAAUCGAGUACAUCAUAGCGGCCGGGGAAAAGCAUCCCAAUCGCAUCGACGAAUGCAAGAACAACUCUCAAGCCGGAGGCACAACCGGCGCCUUCUCUACUGGCUCUCAGCAGGCCUCAAACCCUUUCCUCAAGCCUCCCACUUCUGCACCUGCAACCGGCGCGUUUGGACAGACAUCUGCACUUGGCCAGAAAACUAACCCCUUUGGAGCUGUGGGAAACACGAGCGCCUUCGGACAGCCAUCCGGCCUCGGCGGUCACCCAACAAGUGCAUUCGGACAACCAUCACAAAUGGGUGGAGGAUCCGCGUUCGGUCAACCAUCUGCCAUGGGCCAGAACUCUGCAUUCGGGCAGACCUCUGCUCUUGGUCAGAAACCAAAUCCGUUUGGCGGCGGUGGAGGCAGUGCGUUCGGCCAGACGUCUUCUCUAGGCCAGAAUUCAGCGUUUGGGCAACCAUCGCAACAAGCAACAUCAAGCCCCUUCGGACAAGCUGCUCAGCCAACCAGUGGGUUUGGCCAGCCCUCUGCUCUGGGCCAGAAGCCCAGCCCAUUCGGAGGCGCGUCUGCUACAGCAACUCCUAGCCCCUUUGCGACCGCUAUGGGAGGCUCAAACACCCCAGCUGCGAACCCCUUUGCUCAACAGCAAGCAACAUCCUCCCCCAGUCCCUUUGGCCAGGCUGCUGCCACUGCACCGACAAACCCCUUCGGUCAAGCGCAGCAGCAACAGUCAUCGCCAUUCGGGGCGCCUGCCGCACCAAAGGAAGACGCGAUGGACGUUAAUAGCGCGCCACCCGCGUCCACUGGGUUCGGUGCUCCAGCUGCUACUCCGGCUCCAUCCAACCCAUUUGCUCAAGUUCAGACAUCAUCUGGCUUUGGUCAACCAACUUCGAACACAGGCUUUGGCGGCUUCGGUGGACAGACCAACAACGCGGCGACCUCUUCAGCCCCAGCGAGCCAGAACCCCUAUGCCCCAGACGCGUCGCGCCAACACCCACCCCUAUCAAGCUACUCGACCCGCGGGCCCGACGGCCGCCUCCAGACGUGGAAGGGCAAGCCGGUGGGAUACAAGCAGAUCGAAGGCAGGCCACAGCCGGGCGUGCAGAACUUCGACGGCUCAUUCACGCGCAUAUGGUUCCCGGAUGGCCCGCCUACGUAUUAUAAGGACACGGAGCCGCUAUCCGCCAACAUGCACUACACAGUGCGGGAACAAGGCGCGUGGAAGAAGUUCAUGGAGACGGGUAGGCUCGAGCUGGGCAAUAUGCCAGAGAUGCCGCCGCUGAGGGAACACUGCACUUGGGACUUCUGA
This is a messenger RNA of Phaeoacremonium minimum UCRPA7, 1701 nucleotides long. RefSeq names its product putative ccch zinc finger domain-containing protein. Lineage: Eukaryota; Fungi; Ascomycota; Sordariomycetes; Togniniales; Togniniaceae. Gene Ontology annotation, molecular function: metal ion binding. The coding region runs from base 1 to 1701 and encodes 566 amino acids. The transcript has 4 exons. The record is from RefSeq and is a predicted model, not a curated record.